Gossypium arboreum is the source of this 1400-nucleotide messenger RNA. RefSeq names its product NAC domain-containing protein 71-like. Bases 104 to 1093 code for a protein of 329 amino acids. Gene Ontology annotation, biological process: regulation of DNA-templated transcription. The transcript has 5 exons. NCBI's taxonomy places the organism in Eukaryota, Viridiplantae, Streptophyta, Magnoliopsida, Malvales, Malvaceae. The record is from RefSeq and is a predicted model, not a curated record. Gene Ontology annotation, molecular function: DNA binding.
UUACAAACAAUCAUGGCAAAGGUUCACAAUUUAACAUCGCAGGAAGUUACUGGUUAAGUGUGAAUGAGUUUCGUGUUGGUGGGUCCAAAACCUGUGGAAUUUCAUGGUCAGCUUCAGACAAGCAACCUCUGCAACUUUCGGUUUUCGUUUUCAUCCUACUGAUGAAGAAUUGAUUGGAUAUUACCUCAAAAGAAAAACUGAAGGGCUUGAAAUUGAGCUCGAAGUCAUUCCCGUUAUUGAUCUGUAUAAGUUUGAUCCUUGGGACUUACCAGAGAAGUCGUUCCUUCCAAAACGAGACUUGGAAUGGUUUUUUUUCUGCCCCAGGGAUCGAAAGUACCCGAACGGGUCGAGAACAAACCGUGCCACCAAGGCCGGAUAUUGGAAAGCGACGGGGAAGGACAGGAACGUAGUGUGCCAAUCGGCAGUAAGCGGGUACCGUAAGACACUGGUUUUCUACCAGGGACGUGCCCCUUUAGGGGAUCGAACUGAUUGGGUUAUGCAUGAGUAUCGACUCUCUGAUCAGCCUGAAACAUCAGCUAAUCAGGGUGCUUAUGCCUUGUGCCGUGUCAUGAAAAGGAACGAAUCAAAGGCGACUGACACUAAUGGAGAAUUGAGAGCCACAAGGGUCAAAACCAGGUCAAUAAAUACGGAACUCACGUCGACCUGGACCUGCAACGAGCCUUUAAGCACUUCUGGUGACAUUUCGUGUCAAACAUGUUACCCCAACAAUGAGAGUCAUUAUUCAAGCCCUAUCACUUCUCCCCCUCAUGAAGUCACACAAUUACAACCAUUCGAACCCAUUUCAGUCAAUAUUGAUGUAGCCAAUGUUUGGCUCUCUCCUGAUCUAAUUCUUGAUUCUUCAAAGGAUUACCCACAAAUAUGUGAAACAGCAGCUCAAUACUUCCCACAAUAUGAGUUUCCAAGCACAUUGACCCCACGGCAACAAUAUGAACACAGCAAUUUCUCCCCUAGUACAUUGUACUCGAAUUUUGGGGAAAUCGAGCACGACGUCGAUGAUCUUGGUUUGUACUCAGGACAUGCAAAUAACAUGGACUUCUAUGAUAACGAAGGGAUGGCCAAAUUGGUUCAUUAAACAUAUGAGCCCAUUUUGAGAAAAGGAAGCAAAUGACCAUAGUAGCUCUUGUUUUCAAGCUAAUGAGAGUACCUGUUUUGUCUUAAUGUUAGAAGGGGACUCUUAAGACAACAGCCUUUUUAAUGUUGGUUCUUGGGCAACAACCCCUUGUAUUGCCAUUAUGCUCCAUUAAGAUUGUUGUGUCUUUGGUUUUUAAAUGAACUCAUGGUGGUAAUCACUUCUAAAGAUUGUCCACCAUGGGUUUGUUUUGUCUUACGAUCAUCUUCCAAUUUAAUACUUCAAGCAAUAAUAUAGUUGAAGCAAGAAA